This is a messenger RNA of Gopherus evgoodei (Goodes thornscrub tortoise), 2769 nucleotides long. RefSeq names its product cell division cycle 40 (gene CDC40). The coding region runs from base 50 to 1792 and encodes 580 amino acids. The record is from RefSeq and is a predicted model, not a curated record. Gene Ontology annotation, cellular component: catalytic step 2 spliceosome. The transcript is spliced from 15 exons. NCBI's taxonomy places the organism in Eukaryota, Metazoa, Chordata, Testudines, Testudinidae. Gene Ontology annotation, molecular function: protein binding; mRNA binding. Gene Ontology annotation, biological process: mRNA splicing, via spliceosome.
AGGACCGGUUUGUUCCGGGUCACUGCUCCCGUGGUUCCUCCUUGGUAAGAUGUCGGCUGCUAUCGCCGCGCUCGCGUCCUACGGUGUCUCCGACUCUGGCUCCGACUCGGGCUCGGACACUGAGGGAAGCUCCCGCCGCUCGGCGCUGGAAGCCAGCCGGGACGCGGUGCUGCAUCUCGCUUCACCGCCCCCUGUCCCGCAGGCCUUGGCGGUGGACUCGGCCCCGGAGGUGGCUGUGAAGGAAGAUGUAGAGACGGGAGUCCACCUUGAUCCUGCAGUCAAGGAAGUUCAGUACAAUCCCACUUACGACACCAUGUUUGCACCAGAGUUUGGUCCAGAAAACCCGUUUAGGACUCAGCAGAUGGCUGCACCUAGGAAUAUGCUUUCUGGAUAUGCAGAACCAACACACAUCAAUGAUUUCAUGUUUGAACAACAAAGAAGAACGUUUGCAACUUAUGGUUAUGCAUUAGAUCCCUCUCUAGAUACUCAGGACGUUGCUACUAAAUACAUUGGUUCUGUAGAAGAAGCUGAAAAAAAUCAAGGUUUAACAGUAUUUGAAACAGGACAAAAGAAAAUAGAAAAAAGGAAGAAAUUCAAAGAGAAUGAUGCAUCUAAUAUUGAUGGCUUCCUGGGACCAUGGGCAAAAUAUGUGGAUGAGAAAGAAGUAGCGAAGCCCUCAGAAGAAGAGCAGAAAGAGUUGGAUGAAAUAACAGCAAAGAGGCAGAAGAAAGGCAAACACGAAGAUGAUAAACCUGGAGAGGAGAAGACUAUCUUACAUGUUAAAGAAAUGUAUGACUACCAGGGAAGAUCCUAUCUUCAUGUUCCUCAAGAUGUUGGCGUUAAUCUCCGUUCUACAGUGCCCCCUGAGAAAUGCUAUCUCCCAAAGAAACAGCUCCAUGUAUGGUCUGGACAUACAAAGGGUGUCAGUGCAGUCAGGUUGUUUCCACUCUCUGGCCACAUUUUGCUAUCUUGCUCCAUGGACUGUAAAAUUAAACUUUGGGAGGUAUACGGUGAACGACGAUGCUUACGAACAUUUAUUGGGCACAGUAAAGCAGUUCGAGACAUCUGCUUUAACAAUGUUGGAACUCAGUUUCUUAGUGCAGCAUAUGACCGGUAUCUUAAACUCUGGGACACUGAAACAGGGCAAUGUGUUUCCAGGUUCACAAACAGGAAGGUUCCAUACUGUGUCAAAUUCAAUCCUGAUGAAGAUAAACAAAGUCUUUUUGUGGCAGGAAUGUCAGAUAAAAAAAUUGUACAGUGGGACAUUCGAAGUGGGGAGAUUGUGCAGGAGUACGAUAGGCAUUUGGGAGCUGUCAACACCAUUGUGUUUGUGGAUGAGAAUAGACGGUUUGUGAGUACAUCUGAUGACAAGAGUUUAAGAGUCUGGGAAUGGGACAUUCCUGUUGAUUUCAAGUAUAUCGCAGAGCCAAGUAUGCACUCGAUGCCUGCAGUCACCUUGUCUCCAAACGGAAAAUGGCUGGCUUGUCAAUCAAUGGAUAAUCAGAUCUUGAUUUUUGGAGCUCAGAACAGAUUCAGAUUAAACAAAAAGAAAAUCUUCAAAGGUCACAUGGUGGCAGGUUAUGCUUGUCAAGUUGAUUUUUCACCUGACAUGAGCUAUGUGAUAUCAGGUGAUGCAGAUGGAAAACUUAACAUCUGGGACUGGAAGACCACAAAACUCUACAGUAGGUUAAAAGCACAUGACAAAGUUUGUAUAGGCGCAGUCUGGCAUCCACAUGAAACAUCCAAGGUCAUCACCUGUGGCUGGGAUGGUCUUAUUAAAUUGUGGGACUGAAGGGGGUACUGCAAAGAACUAAAUUUUGAUAAGACUUCUUGUGAACAUCUGAGAUUGCUAAACAUGAACUCUGCUGAGGAUGUUUUGAUUUGAACUUCCAGCUGUUUUUGGGUUCUUCACUAUUAAAGUACACUAUGCACUCUUGGAAAUGGGAAAUCUCCCAGGCAGAAGACUCAGCUGAAAGGCUACUCUUCUAAGUAUGACUUCAGGGUCUGUGAGAAGCUGAGAACAGUCAUGUGAAGUGGCCAGAAAUAAAUAUUAAUUUGAUAAGUUAUUUUCUGUUUGAUCCACUUUUUCAGAUUAAAACUAUAUUUUCUAGUUUGUGAUUCUGGAUGUCACACAGUAUAUGGUGUAGAAGUAGAAAACCAGCAGUUUUGUUGUGUUCUGUAACUGCACAGCUCAGAGAUUAAAGAGACUUUUCUUCUACUGCAGUAGAUCUUGAAGAUGCACCCAUUAAUAGACUUUAUGGCAGUAUUCUGUGGCACCCAAGUUUCUUCGAUUUACACAACCAGUAACUAAAAUUUAUUGAUCCAUAACAGAAACAGAGCUGAUCAAAGGCUUUACAUACAUACCUAGUGAACAAACUGAGUAUACCCUGCAGACUGUGUUCCCUAGACCCUCCCUCUGUGUUCUUAUAUUGGUAUCUUGACUUAAACAUUUACAUGAUACUGGUCAUGGAGGUUCCUCUACGUAACCAUCUUUAUUUGAAAGUUUUCUGUAUAAUAAAAAAUAUCCCCCCAAAACCCCGAGGUAAAUUCCAUAUUCUGUUAAUUAUCAUGCUUUUCGGGGCCAUAUUUCGAAGAAAACCACAUUCCCUGUCCCUUAAUCAUAUUCUUUGUGCAGGGUGCACUUUAGUAUUCACUGUUCCUAUAUUAUAUGCACCAUAUUGUUUCCAUGCUAAGCUACUGCAUAUACAUGUCACAGUUUCUCUUUUUUUUUUUAAGAACUUAUUUUUAAUAAAUCUUUUGUACAAAGGU